AUGGAAAGUCUUAAAGCGAAAGCCCUCAGACAAUUCGACGCCCUCGUCGAACGAGGAAAUGUAUUAUGGGAAGAAAAUUCCCCACGUUUGGUCACCGCCAAGCCAUUCAACGUACGUCGUAAAAGAACAAGUCCAAUAUAAUAACUGACUGCGGCUUUCCCUCUACUUUCAACCCAUGAACUGAACAUCGCAACAGUUUCAAUUUCGCAUCGCCCCAAGUUGGAAGACUAAACCCAUACUCCAGCCCAAUGACCCAGGUCGUACCCAAGACCGUGGAGCUUUUGCGGACGAUGACCCAGAUUUCUUCCUGGAGCACGUCGGGCCGUCACAUACGUUGAUCCUCAAUAAGUUUUGUGUUGUGAGACCGCAAUAUGUACUUCACACCACUGCAUUUGAGCCACAAUAUGACAAGCUGUCUGUGGCGGAUUUCAAAGCUGCUUGGAGUGUGCUGUCACGGCUGGAAAGUGAACACAUAGUCAUUUUUAACUGUGGUGUUGAUGCUGGUGCCUCUCAAGGUCAUAAACACUUGCAGAUCGUACCGGCGCGGGAGGAAUUCAAUUUGUUUCCUGAUGUGUUGGGAAUUGACCAUGGUGAGUCUAGUACUCGAUCCAACCGUUCCAAUCCGACAAAGGGACAUGAUUCUGGCCAUUUGUAAAAGUCUUAGCUGUUACUAACUUUACAAUAUCUCAGAAUCAUGCACUGUACCCGGGAUUCCGUUCAGACACGCUGUACAAAGGUUGCCUUCUCCAACAAGUACCGCCGACGUGGUUGAGAUGUAUAAGCAGUUGAUUGAAAUUGCUGGCGUGAAAGAAACACCAGCUCACAAUGUUAUCCUCACCCCAGAUUGGCUUCUCGUGAUUCCACGUUCGCAUGCCAGGGAUGGAAAACUUGCUGCUAGUGCAGCUUCCAUGGUUGGCAUGGUUUGGGUAACUGAAGAGUCAGAGUUUCAAGAAUGGCUAGAUCAAGGGCCAAUGGAGGUCUUGUGCAGGUUUGGUGUUACGAAAGAGACGAGCUGAGUUCGAAGAGCGGUGUUAUUAUGAACUGCAAGUUCUAUGGAGUAUACAUUUUGAGAGGAAUACAAAGCGGGGGUGCGAGUAUCAACGGUAAUAAUGAAGAGAGAAGCAGGAGAAACUUUUGAAGUUCACGUAUAGAUAGAUCCACAAGACCAGAGCAGCUAUAUGAUACACAAAGAAAUGGACA
Molecule: messenger RNA, 1200 nt
Organism: Hymenoscyphus albidus
Lineage: Eukaryota; Fungi; Ascomycota; Leotiomycetes; Helotiales; Helotiaceae
Source: the annotation of a GenBank genome assembly